Telopea speciosissima is the source of this 1019-nucleotide messenger RNA. RefSeq names its product MADS-box transcription factor 23-like. Gene Ontology annotation, molecular function: DNA-binding transcription factor activity, RNA polymerase II-specific; RNA polymerase II cis-regulatory region sequence-specific DNA binding; protein dimerization activity. The transcript is spliced from 8 exons. Gene Ontology annotation, cellular component: nucleus. Gene Ontology annotation, biological process: positive regulation of transcription by RNA polymerase II. Lineage: Eukaryota; Viridiplantae; Streptophyta; Magnoliopsida; Proteales; Proteaceae. The record is from RefSeq and is a predicted model, not a curated record. The coding region runs from base 79 to 798 and encodes 239 amino acids.
UAAAGCUGAAACUCUCCUUCUUACCGCAAAUUUAGAGAGAAAAAGAGAGUGAAACCCUAACUAUCUGAAGCAGUAGGGAUGGGGAGAGGAAAGAUCGUGAUCCGAAGGAUCGACAAUUCGACAAGCAGGCAGGUGACUUUCUCAAAACGAAGGAAUGGAUUACUGAAGAAGGCUAAGGAGUUAGCUAUCCUUUGCGAUGCCGAAGUCGGUUUGAUAAUCUUCUCCAGCACUGGAAAGCUCUAUGAUUUCGCAAGUACCAGCAUGAAAUCAAUAAUUGAUCGAUACAACAAAGCAAAGGAAGAGCAGCACCAACUGCUGAAUCCGACUUCAGAAGUCAAGUUUUGGCAAAGGGAGGCUGCUAGCUUGAGGCAACAAUUGCAAAACUUGCAAGAAAACCACAGGCAACUGAUGGGAGAAGAGUUGUCUGGUUUGACUGUAAAGGAGCUUCAGAAUCUGGAAAAUCAAUUGGAGACUAGUCUGCGUGGCAUUCGUAUGAAAAAGGACAAAAUGCUCACCGAUGAAAUACAAGAAUUAAACCAAAAGGGGAACCUCGUCCAUCAAGAAAAUAUGGAACUGUACAAGAAGGUAAACCAAAUUUGUCAAGAAAACAUGGAACUACAUAAGAAGGUUUAUGGAUCAAGGGAUGCAAAUGGAGCAAACAAAAACUCAGUUACUCCACAUGGUUUUGGAAUUGGAGAGGACUUGCAUGCAACCGUUCAUCUCCAACUAAGCCAGCCACAGCAGCAGAACUAUGAGACACCAGCAAGAGCUACUAACUUGGGACUACAACUGCAUUAAAGAGGUAGAAGUGGGAUGACGGCCAAUGGACCAACAUGACACUUGAUUCCCAGAAAACUGAAUGCCCACAGUUACAAGAAUUGAGCUUCUUCUGGUGAUAUGUGGUAAAUGAGCACAAGACAUUUUCUGCACAAAAGAUCAAACAAACUAUAGAUUUGAUGUGAAAUGAUCAAUGAAACCACUUAUGUAACGUUUCAUAGCAAUAAAAAUUACCAUGUGUG